Biomphalaria glabrata is the source of this 570-nucleotide messenger RNA. RefSeq names its product seminal vesicle major clotting proteins-like. The record is from RefSeq and is a predicted model, not a curated record. Lineage: Eukaryota; Metazoa; Mollusca; Gastropoda; Planorbidae. Bases 1 to 570 code for a protein of 189 amino acids. The transcript has a single exon.
AUGAGAAAUCGGUCUUCCGUUUAUGGUGAAGAUGAGAUGAGAAAUCGGCCUUCCGUUUAUGGUGAAGAUGAGAUGAGAAAUCGGCCUUCAGUUUAUGGUGAAGAUGAGAUGAGAAAUCGGCCUUCAGUUUAUGGUGAAGAUGAGAUGAGAAAUCGGUCUUCCGUUUAUGGUGAAGAUGAGAUGAGAAAUCGGCCUUCCGUUUAUGGUGAAGAUGAGAUGAGAAAUCGGCCUUCAGUUUAUGGUGAAGAUGAGAUGAGAAAUCGGCCUUCCGUUUAUGGUGAAGAUGAGAUGAGAAAUCGGCCUUCCGUUUAUGGUGAAGAUGAGAUGAGAAAUCGGCCUUCCGUUUAUGGUGAAGAUGAGAUGAGAAAUCGGCCUUCCGUUUAUGGUGAAGAUGAGAUGAGAAAUCGGCCUUCCGUUUAUGGUGAAGAUGAGAUGAGAAAUCGGCCUUCCGUUUAUGGUGAAGAUAAGAUGAGAAAUCGGCCUUCCGUUUAUGGUGAAGAUGAGAUGAGAAAUCGGCCUUUCGUUUAUGGUGAAGAUGAGAGUAAAUUUUUUAGUGUUUCCAGCAUGUAG